This is a messenger RNA of Dendrobium catenatum, 1815 nucleotides long. Its product is annotated as probable transcription factor KAN4. Lineage: Eukaryota; Viridiplantae; Streptophyta; Magnoliopsida; Asparagales; Orchidaceae. Gene Ontology annotation, molecular function: DNA binding; DNA-binding transcription factor activity. The record is from RefSeq and is a predicted model, not a curated record. The coding region runs from base 90 to 833 and encodes 247 amino acids. The transcript is spliced from 6 exons.
AGAGAGAGAGGUUGCAGAGCUUCUCCUAAAGCUUAUUUAAACAGGCAAAGAGGAAAAGGAAAUGAGCUUUUCUCUCUCAUCUUGAAUCCAUGCACGAGAGUAGAGCCAUGGGUCACCGCAGAAGCAGCGGAGAAGUGCGGCCAUACGUGCGUUCAAGCAAGCCGCGUUUCAACUGGACGAGCGAGCUCAAGCUGCUCUUCGAAGAAGCCAUGAUAGUUCUAGGAGGCACAAGAAAAGCUACUCCUAAACAAAUCAGAGAGCUAAUGAAAUGCCCAGAUAUCCAGCUCUCUCAUAUAAAGAGUCGUCUCCAGAUGUGUAGAAUCCGCAUGGAAGAGAAGGAGAGGAAAUCAGGUUCAAAUUCAUCAGAAGAGAUGCUCGUAAGCAAAAGAAGAGAGAGAACAUUAGAUAAUAUUGAUGCUAAUGGAGAUGAGCAUAGUGAUGUUGUUGAUGAGAAUGAGCCUACUGAAUCUGCUCCUCCUCUGUCAAGGUCCUGCUCCAGCUUAGAGUACCAGUCACAACGUUACUCUUUGCAACCCUCUCCUCAAUCUGAUCAACGCCCAUUCAAAAGGUUUCGAGUGGAGGUACAACCGACUGCUUCCAGUUUUCAGUCCAAUCAAUACUAUUUUGGUUACUUUGGGCCAAGACAAGAGUAUAGUGCAGUAGCGCCAGAGUUCUCAGCUGCUUGUAUCUUCAGGAAAGAACAAUCAGAUGAACCCAAGGAGCAAGAGAACAAUAUCAAAGAAUGCCUGGAAGAGGAAGAUGACUUGCAGCUGUCCUUGUCUUUAUCCACGCCAACCAGUGCCAAUAGAAUUAAUCUAGAGCUCACCUUGUAAUUUCCUGAGGGUUAGUUAUCUUCUUCAAGAUUUUGUUUUUCUUUUUUUUUAAAUUAGCACUUAAGGAUAUGUACAAAUGCAACUUAUGAGAGGAAAUGACCUUAAAUCUUUUCAAUGCUGAUGUCUAUUCAUUUUUCACAAAACAGGUUCAGAACCUGUCAUUCUUUGCAGCACAGCUCUUCUUAAGUUUAAAUUUUAUAGUAUCAUGGAGAUUAUCUAUGCUUCACUAAAAUUGUUUUUAUUUGAAAAAACAUCACUCAAAAUUUUGUAUUUAUAAAAUAUAUACCAAAAUUUUGAAAUAUUCAACAAAAAGUAACACAACUUCGGUGAUUGUUUUGCUGAAGUUCUGAAUGUUUACAGAUAAAUUAUUGCUCAUGUAUCAUUGCAUAAUAAAAGUUCAAAAUCAGUAAGAUUUGACUUUUAUCAUAAUCUUCUAUUUUAAUAUUUGUUAUCUUGAAAAGUAGGAUGAGAAAGUCUAUAUAUAAUAUGAUAUAGCACCAUGCAUCAAACUUGCAAAAAGAAUGAUCAAAUAAUAUAAAAAAAACCCAAAUAUUUUAACUUUGUUAGUAUACUUCACCAAAUAAAAUUAAUUUAUUUACUUUUAAAGUUUUAUAUUAUACAAUUAAAAUCAUUCAUUACAAAAAUGUUGGUGGAAUUUUUAAUUUAAUAUCUAAAGAAUAUAACAUAAAAAAAUAUAUAAAAAAUGGUCUUCAUUAAUCUCAAUGGUUCCCUUCUCAUUGACUAUGUAUCUAUCUCAUCAGGUUGGACAUAAAGGGAAUCUGUUUUUUUAUUUUAUUUUAAUUCAGAUAUUCCUAUGACAAGACCUUAAGCGUCACAUCAAACGAUCCCCAUCCAAUACUUUGUUGGAUACUACGUACCUUGUACUUAAAAGUAUCAAUGAUCUAAAUUAGGCAUACAACACAGCAAGACUAAGGGACAAAUUAAUAAAAAUAAAGUUAUGAUUAUAAAUCAUGAAUCAAGU